GCCCAGCAGGGAGGCAUGUACGCUACUUGUUAUGCUGUUAUUGCCUAUGGAUGUGCCAGCUGCCCUAAAUUGACGUGUGAGAGAGAAGGGUGUCAGAUUGAGUUUUGCUAUCACUGCAAACAAAUAUGGCACCCAAACCAAACGUGCGACAUGGCCCGCCAACAAAGAGCACAAACUCUGCGGGUGCGGACAAAGCACACCUCAGGCCUCAGUUACGGACAAGAAUCCGGCCCAGCAGAUGACAUUAAGCCAUGUCCACGUUGCAGUGCCUAUAUUAUCAAAAUGAAUGAUGGCAGCUGUAAUCAUAUGACUUGUGCUGUGUGUGGCUGUGAGUUCUGCUGGCUAUGUAUGAAGGAAAUCUCCGAUUUGCAUUACCUCAGUCCUUCUGGUUGCACAUUCUGGGGCAAGAAGCCAUGGAGUCGUAAAAAGAAGAUUCUCUGGCAGCUUGGAACAUUGAUUGGUGCCCCUGUGGGUAUUUCCCUCAUUGCUGGCAUUGCUAUUCCAGCCAUGGUCAUUGGCAUUCCUGUUUAUGUGGGGAGAAAGAUUCACAGCAGAUAUGAGGGAAAGAAGACCUCCAAGCACAAGAGGAACCUGGCUAUCACUGGGGGCGUAACCUUGUCUGUCAUUGCAUCGCCUGUUAUUGCUGCGGUCAGUGUAGGUAUUGGAGUCCCCAUUAUGUUGGCCUAUGUCUAUGGAGUCGUGCCAAUUUCGUUAUGCCGAGGUGGCGGUUGUGGAGUUAGCACAGCCAAUGGGAAAGGAGUUAAAAUUGAGUUUGAUGAAGAUGAUGGGCCAAUUACAGUGGCAGAUGCUUGGAGAGCGCUGAAGAAUCCCAGCAUUGGCGAGAGCAGCAUCGAAGGCCUUACUAGUGUCCUGAGCACCAGUGGGAGCCCUACGGACGGGCUCAGUGUCAUGCAGGGCAACUACAGCGAGACAGCCAGCUUUGCAGCACUCUCAGGAGGCACAUUGAGCGGUGGAGUGCUUUUGGGUGGGAAAGGAAAGUACAGCAGAUUGGAAGUGCAAGCUGAUGUGCAGAAAGAAAUCUUCCCAAAGGACUCUGUCAGCCUUGGAGCCAUCAGUGACAACGCAAGCACACGAGCUAUGGCAGGCUCCAUCAUUAGUUCCUACAACCCCCAGGACAGAGAGUGUAACAAUAUGGAGAUCCAAGUGGACAUUGAGACCAAGCCAAGCCAUUACCAGCUUGUUAGUGGAAGCAGCACGGAAGAUUCGCUUCAUGUUCAUCCGCAGAUGGCAGAGAAUGAGGAAGAGGAAGAAGAGGAAGAGGAGGAAGAGGACGCAGAGGAGGAGGAGCGAGAACCGCUGUGCCACCACCAAAGCUGUGAGCCGAAAGACUGUGUUGCCAGCAAAACCUGGGACAUCACUCUGGCGCAGCCGGAGAGCAUCCGGAGCGACCUGGAGAGCUCAGACAGCCAGUCGGACGAUGUGCCCGACAUUACCUCGGAUGAAUGUGACUCCCCCUGCCCCCAGGCUGCUUCCUGCCUGCAUCCCCCCAACACCAGAGGUGCUGAGAGCCCAAGUGCCCACAUUGGCCAGUGCGCCCAAGCCGAGGGGCGCCGGCCAGAGGAGAUAGUCUCGAGGCUGGAGUGCAUUGAGGCCCGUGUAUGAGGCUGCUGCCUCCUAAGAAGAAGAAGCACACUGAUUGUUACUGCCUCCAUGGUGGGGAGGACUGCCUGGGAAAGGGGUGAGAUCGGCGGCAGCUGUGUCCUUGUUGGCUUGUUGGCCUUGUUGGCUUUUGUUUCCAGUUCCCCCAAAAUGCUGCUCUGACUGGACCAGGGGAGGGAUACAACUUUUCUUACAUGAUGAUAAUGGGCCCUCUUACUUUUCUUUUUAAUUUAUUGGUUCAAGCGCUUGGUGAUGCUCUGUGAGUUGUGUAAGAGUGUACAUAAAUGUGUGCGUGUACAUCGUAUGUCUGCCAAACAUACGCCUAAGGAACGCCUUUAAUAAAGAUUUCCUGUUACCCUUCAAAA
Messenger RNA from Sceloporus undulatus (fence lizard), 1985 nucleotides. It is a transcript of the gene RNF19B, whose product is annotated as ring finger protein 19B. Gene Ontology annotation, cellular component: ubiquitin ligase complex; cytoplasm. Gene Ontology annotation, biological process: positive regulation of proteasomal ubiquitin-dependent protein catabolic process; ubiquitin-dependent protein catabolic process; protein polyubiquitination. The record is from RefSeq and is a predicted model, not a curated record. Gene Ontology annotation, molecular function: ubiquitin protein ligase activity; ubiquitin conjugating enzyme binding; zinc ion binding. The coding region runs from base 16 to 1623 and encodes 535 amino acids. Lineage: Eukaryota; Metazoa; Chordata; Lepidosauria; Squamata; Phrynosomatidae. The transcript has 9 exons.